Molecule: messenger RNA, 1600 nt
Organism: Notodromas monacha
Lineage: Eukaryota; Metazoa; Arthropoda; Ostracoda; Podocopida; Cyprididae
Source: the annotation of a GenBank genome assembly
UGAAAAGGUUACAUGGGAGAUGAGUGAAACUGUGCGAGUGCCGGAGUUGAUAUGGGAUACCCUGUGCCAGGUAUCUGGGUCCUGUUUCGUGUGUGGUUUGAGUGGUGACAUCAAUGUUGAUUCUGGAAGCUGUGUUCUUCCUUCUUCUGGCGUUUCGGUUCAAGAGAAGUUUAACCAACUCUCGUGCCGACGAGUGGAUGGAAAGCCACUGAGCACAGACCGUUCGAAUGGAGAGAGGGAAACGUUACGCCCGGUUUGCUUCUCUUGCUCUGGACUUCUCAACCUCAUUGACACCCUCGACGUGCACUUGACUAAGCGCACUGAACAGUUGUGGAGUCUGCAUGAUGUUGUGCGACUUCCAGUUGAAGCAGAAGAAGUGAGUGGUCACAUCGAUUUUCGCGAGGAGGAACCUACGAAGCUGCUGCCUGAAUCGUCUGCCGGAAAGCACCGAGUCAAAUUUCCGGAAAACAACCGUGGAAGUCAUGAAUCUUCAGGAAAUGGUUUUUGUAACGAUGUACCUGAUAGUGGUCGACGACGAACUCGCGCAAGUCACCGAGUAUCCGAUGAUACUGCAAAGACACCGGCAAAACGUCCAAGAGGUCGUCCUAAGAAGGAUAACCAAAAGUCGAAUUCCCCUCUGAACGUUAAUGAGUACGUUUGCGAAAUUAGGAAAAUCCGAGAAGUGGCAUCUUGCAAAGCUGCGGUCAUGAAUGAGCCUUUAUUACUGAAGACUUCCAAGACGACCACACGUAUAGUUCCUUCCAAUCAUGACCAAGAGAUCAAUACUAUUUUUGGUCUAACAUUGGAUCCCACUGCUCAUAAAUCUAAAGCAAAAAGCCUACCAGGACUCAGCAUGUGGUUCAAUUUCCGGUGCCGGAUUUGUGCCGCAGACGCAACAAAUGCGGAAGAGUUUGUUGCACAUCACGCAUCAAAUCACUCUACAGUUUCUUUGUUCAAGUGUCACUUUUGUUUCGCGAACUUCGACCAUGCUGAAGAUUUUCAAAACCAUGUUUACUAUGAAGAGCUUCGGAAAACGUGUAGGAAAGAAUUUGUUUGCAAAUCGUGCAAUGAGGAUUUCAUGAAUCCCCGUCGACUUAGCGAGCACUUCCGAAAAGUGCAUGCAUUGCUCGGUCAGCAAAAGGAAAAUUCAGGUAAUGCCACGAAUCUCAGUUGGAGCCCAUUCCGAUGUGAUGCAUGUCCAGAUGUUCUGAUCGACUCGUUUGAAAAUUAUAUUCUGCAUCGAACCGCGGAAUGGCACAUGAACGAAGUUCAUUUCAAGUGUUCACCAUACGUUUGCACAACGUGUGCGAAGUCGUAUCCUUCGAAGUUGCAGUUGAGGUUGCAUAUGGAGUAUCACAAACCAAAAGCAGAAAAGCUUUGUCCUAUUUGUGGCAAAUCCGUGAAAGGGUUUCUAGCGUAUCACGUGUCUGCUGUUCACAACCGAGAGAAGAGAUUAAAAUGUGAUCUGUGUGACGAAAGAUUCAUGCAUUACAGCGCAAAGAAAAAACACCUGGCUCGAGUGCACGAUGUGAGAGCUUCUGCUGGAGCCUGGGAACCAAACCCGAGUUUGAUUCUCAGGCCCAGCAAGGACAUCUUCUGA